AUGGGUGUCCCAUCCCACAAAUGGUCCAUGCAGGUUCCAUCAGACGUGACAGGGGAAGCCGGUGGGGGAGCUGUACUGCUCUGCACCUUCACCCACCCCCACAAGUAUUACGAUGGCAUGAUCACAGUAAUCUGGAGGAUCCGGGAGCCCUACAACGGGAGCCAGGUCUUCCGCUGCGUGGUACACAGUUCCAGUGACCAUUGCCAGACCGCUGUCAGCUACAAGGGCAAGUACAAACUGCUUGGCAACCCAAGACACAACAACAUCUCCAUCAAGGUUGACAAUUUGACCUGGGCUGAUAGCAACCGGUACUUCUGCCGGGUAGAAUUUGCUGGAGACAUCCAUGACCGCUAUGAGAGCAGGAAUGGAAUUCGGCUCCACGUGACUGCUGCUCCCAGGAUUGUCAACAUCACCGUAUUACCAGGCCCUGACCACAUUUUUAGUGCCCGAUGCACCGCAGAAGGAGAGCCCCUACCCUCCCUCACCUGGACUGGUCCCAGUGCUGGGAAUGGUACGUCUACCUACAGCCAGAGUCAUCAGAUCACCAAGGAGCUCCAUGCUCUGGCCCAGGAUGGCCGCUAUACCUGCACAGCCACCAACAGCCUAGGCCGGGCUGAGGGCAGUGUCUAUUUCUACAAGUUCCGAGCUGUGGGUGACUCAUCGGUACUUCUGACUCUCCUCUUUGCCCUCGGAAUCAAACUCUUACUGCUACUGGUGAUUCUGGGGGCCGUGGUGUACCAGAGCAAAGUGCAUUCCGCUGCCCAAGAGACCCUGUCACGGCCACAGGCUCAGGAAUCCAAUUAUGAAAAUUUGAACCAUGGCAACAACCGGGCCCCACCAGUGACUGCUGCCACGCAAUAA
Messenger RNA from Trichosurus vulpecula (common brushtail), 861 nucleotides. It is a transcript of the gene SIGLEC15, whose product is annotated as sialic acid binding Ig like lectin 15. Gene Ontology annotation, biological process: regulation of osteoclast development; regulation of bone resorption; regulation of actin cytoskeleton organization. The record is from RefSeq and is a predicted model, not a curated record. Gene Ontology annotation, cellular component: plasma membrane. The coding region runs from base 1 to 861 and encodes 286 amino acids. The transcript has 5 exons. Lineage: Eukaryota; Metazoa; Chordata; Mammalia; Diprotodontia; Phalangeridae.